This is a messenger RNA of Contarinia nasturtii (swede midge), 937 nucleotides long. RefSeq lists its product as uncharacterized. Bases 1 to 756 code for a protein of 251 amino acids. Lineage: Eukaryota; Metazoa; Arthropoda; Insecta; Diptera; Cecidomyiidae. The transcript is spliced from 4 exons. The record is from RefSeq and is a predicted model, not a curated record.
AUGAAUUCAUCGUCAGCCGCAAAACAUUUUUUUCCUCCCGUAUUCGAAAACAAUCCACAGAAUCCCGACGUCUUUGGCGGCCUGAUUUGUGAGGUAACGAAAAAGGGCAACACGGUUGGAAAAUAUCAUAUCAAAAUACAUUUGGGAAUUUCGCGGUCGGCAAAACAUCAUCAAAAUGUCGAUCUUGGAGAAAUUUUUGUGUACAAGCUGCUAGAUCUGAUAAAAGUUGGCCCAACAGUGCACUUCCUACCGAACAUCCAAAAAUCCAGAUUUGGACUCUACAUUGCCACGGAAGAUGUUAAAGGAUUUCGUCAAAGAUCUGAUAUCCAAAAAAUGAACGACAGAGAAAAAUUAAAGUGUGAAUUGCUCAGUAAUAUUCUUAUCCUAACGGAUCUUCAUUCGGAGAAUUAUGGCAUUGAUGGCGAAGGAAAUCUUAGUAUUAUCGACUUCCAGCUUGGCGCACUCCAUAGAGGGACAAAGAGAAUGGAAAAAUAUAUGAAAGACAACAUGAAAUAUCGCACCCAGAUUGUUGAAUUCAUCAAAUUGUGGAAUUUUCCAAAAGUCUUCGACUCCGCUGAUAGUGAAAUUACUAAUCAAAAGGAAUUAAUGGCAAAGCGAAAUAUUGGUAGACAGUCGAGUGACGAGUAUCUAGCAUACCUUAAACAAAUCAAAGAGAAUGUGUCUGUUGUUCUAGCUUCCAACCAUGAUGAAGAUAACACCGAACCAAGCCCGGCCAAAAUACAAAAAAUUCAAUGAAAUUUUUAUCGAUAAGACAUUUAACUGUCCAUCAACUAUGAAUCAAGCAAUUACACUUGAAUGAACCGAAAAAAUUGUUUUCUUUGAGAUAAAAUCAAACAUCCCAUAUUUUUGUUGCAGCAACAUGCGUUACUUAAUUUUUGUCCAAAAUGACAUUUUUUGACCUACAAUAAUUUCAUAA